AUAAAUACUCUCUUAAGGCGUGUGUCUUCCACAAUUCCCCCUUUACUCUUCUUCUUCUUCUUCAAACUUCAUUGCUUUUCUCUUCAAAAAUGGACCCCAACAAGUUAACCCUAACCAAUUUGGAGCAACAAUCCCCCUCCGACGUCGAAACCAAGCAAUUCGACUACUCAAAACGCGCCCAAUGGCUACGUGCAGCCGUGCUCGGUGCCAACGACGGGCUCGUCUCCACCGCGUCUCUCAUGAUGGGAGUUGGAGCCGUGAAACAAGACAUCAAGGCCAUGAUCCUCACUGGCUUUGCCGGGUUGGUUGCCGGUGCGUGUAGUAUGGCGAUCGGUGAGUUCGUGUCGGUUUACUCACAAUUAGACAUUGAAGUAGCUCAAAUGAAGAGAGAAAAGUUGCAAAGAGGUAGCCAUCUAGAUGGGCAAACCCAAAGCCAAGAGAGCAAAGGUAAUGAAAAACUGCCUAACCCACUCCAAGCCGCUAUAGCCUCUGCCUUGGCUUUCUCUAUUGGAGCAAUGGUGCCAUUGUUGGCUGCUUCCUUUAUAAGAGAAUAUAAGGUAAGGCUUGGCGUGGUUGUUGCAGCGGUAACGUUGGCUCUCCUUGCGUUCGGGUCGUUGGGCGCUCUCCUUGGAAAAGCAUCACCGGUUAAGUCGUCCAUCCGAGUGUUGGUUGGAGGUUGGCUAGCCAUGGCUAUAACCUUCGGAUUAACUAAGCUAAUCGGAGUAAGUGGACUCUAGUCGUUCUAAUAUUAUUUAAAGGACCCGAACCGAACGUAUGGAGCUAAACUAUUAUUUUGUAUACAAAAAAAAAAAAAAAA
This is a messenger RNA of Cucurbita pepo subsp. pepo (vegetable marrow), 817 nucleotides long. Lineage: Eukaryota; Viridiplantae; Streptophyta; Magnoliopsida; Cucurbitales; Cucurbitaceae. The record is from RefSeq and is a predicted model, not a curated record.